Messenger RNA from Microthlaspi erraticum, 747 nucleotides. The record is from the annotation of a GenBank genome assembly. Lineage: Eukaryota; Viridiplantae; Streptophyta; Magnoliopsida; Brassicales; Brassicaceae.
AUGGCUCUUUUCUCCUUCUUGUUUCUAGCUGUCCUAGGAGCAAUGACGUCAUGUGUCAACGGCUACGGCGGCGGUUGGGUAAACGCACACGCCACAUUCUACGGCGGCGGUGAUGCUUCCGGCACAAUGGGAGGUGCUUGUGGGUACGGAAACCUUUAUAGCCAAGGCUAUGGAACCAACACGGCGGCGCUGAGCACAGCUCUGUUCAACAACGGACUGAGUUGUGGUGCUUGCUUCGAGAUAAGAUGCCAAAACGACGGCAAAUGGUGUCUCCCUGGCUCAAUCGUCGUCACAGCGACUAACUUCUGCCCACCAAACAACGCUUUGCCGAAUAACGCCGGAGGUUGGUGUAACCCUCCUCAGCAGCAUUUCGAUCUCUCUCAGCCCGUGUUUCAACGCAUCGCUCAAUACAGAGCCGGCAUCGUCCCCGUCUCUUACCGAAGGGUGCCUUGCGUGAGAAGGGGAGGAAUAAGGUUUACGAUAAACGGACAUUCUUACUUUAAUCUGGUUCUGAUUACGAACGUCGGAGGAGCCGGAGAUGUUCACUCGGUGUCGGUUAAAGGUUCAAGAACAGGGUGGCAAGCGAUGUCGAGAAACUGGGGACAAAACUGGCAGAGUAACUCUUACCUGAACGGACAGGCUCUCUCUUUCAAAGUCACAACCAGCGAUGGUCGGACCAUUGUCUCGAACAACGUCGCUUCCUCAGGCUGGUCCUUCGGCCAAACCUUCACCGGCGCACAAGUCUAA